Effrenium voratum is the source of this 1897-nucleotide messenger RNA. The record is from the annotation of a GenBank genome assembly. NCBI's taxonomy places the organism in Eukaryota, Dinophyceae, Suessiales, Symbiodiniaceae.
UCGUAGAGUGCAGCGAGCAGGUGGGUAGAGCCUAUGACUUGAGGCCUGCUGCCAUGUCCGGUGGAUAUGCAGCUCCGGAGGCCGAGGAUGGCCCCAUGGAGGAACUGGCGGAGCUGCAGGUGAAGGAAGAAGCGCGACUGGAGAAGCUCUUCGCGGAGCAGCGGGCAGAGCGCGGUCUGGAUGACGACGUGACACUGAAUACCUUCUUUAAGCUCUUCGACAUGUGGAUCCAGCUCUACCGCCUCAACAAAUGCAUGGAGGUCUUGGAGGAGGUGGUCCCCAUUUGCCGCAGCCGGGGCGGCGAUCUCCACGUGAAGGGAGUGCAGGCGCUGGCCUUCACCCUUUGGAAGAAGUCCCAGUUCAAAGAUGCGAUCCUGCUCUUCCACGAGAUCGAGGAUCUGAUCGGCUGCAGCGCGGCGCUCUGCGAAAACAUGGGCCACACCUACAGCUCCAUGGGGAACUACGACGAGGCCUCGAACUACUUCAACAAGGCUUUGCUCUGCCUGGAUGAGGAGGAGAAGAUCGGCAAGAAGACUGGAGAUCGCGCAGGAAUUCUGCUGGGCCUUGGGCUGAUCGAGGAUCGCCUGGGCCGCUUUGAGAAGGCCCUUGCUGCAGUCCGCGAGUCUCAGGCGCUCUUCCGGCAGCGGGCAAACGGCAAGCCAUCAUCUCUGGUGGCAAAGGCGGGCAUGUCCAUCGCCAAGAUCCUCCUGAAGCUGGCGUUGCAGGAGCCCGACAGCAAGAAAAGAGAAGAGAUGGAGGAAGAGGCGGUGGAAAGAGAGCAGGAGAACGUGGCCUUGUUCGAGGUCACCUGUGGUGAUGACAGCCCCCUGACAGCUUCCGCGCUGCGUGGCUUGGGUGAAGCGCUCAAGCGCAGGGGGAAGAUUGGGGAAGCAAUUGAAAGCUUCGCUCGGUCCUACAACCUCGAGGCUCAAAAGGAUGCCUUCGAUUUGCUCGCAGUCAUGGAGGUGCACAACCACCUCUUCGGAGCCCACAUGGACCUGGUGAAAUCUGGCAGCCCUCUGAGCCGAGCCAGCUUCCGGGCCUACCUGCCUACAGUGGACAUCACCCUGAGACGGGUCAGGAACAUGCCGCAGGAUGCCAACGCGGGUGCAUACUACAAGGGCUCCCAGGGUCCAGAUGUGGGAAGUGCUCGCCUCAGCCGUCAAAGGGAUCAAGUAGGAGCCAUGGUCUGCUCUAGGCGGCGUGCUGGCUAUCCAGCCUUGGCCGGAGCCCUUCUCCUAUUUGCAUGGCAGCUGCCAUCCGGAAACUGGGUUCAGGGUAUUUCACCCGCGAGAUCAGUCCGAGUCGCGAGAUCGGCCGAGGACUUCGACUCCGUGGACUCCGGUGAGUUCGACUUCGGUGAGUAUGAUGCGCCCAUGGGCGUGUCUGUCAUGGAGGCAGAGGAGGAGGAGAAAGCUGAGCUCGCUCCCCCCGAGGCAGAAGUCUUCAUGACCAGAGAAACUGGUCGCUGGGAGUGCCAAAACUGUGGCUAUGAGUACAAUCCCCUCUUCGGCGAGGGCAGCUAUGGUCCUGGGACAAAGUUCGAGGACAUUGGCGAGGAAUUCCGCUGCCCGCAGUGCCAAGCGGAGAAGGAAGAGUUCCAGCCCGUGGUAGAGGAGGUGGCCGGCUUCGCGGAGAACCAGGAGUACGGCGUGGGCUUCAACACCUGGACUUCGGGUCAGAAGGGCUGGGUGAUCUGGGGCUCGCUGGCUGUGGGCGCCGCCCUUCUUCUGAGCGCCUACUCCUGGGAGUAGCCGCUUGCCGCGGCUCGCGAGAGAGCGAUCAUUUGGAAUUUCGGGGGUUUGUGGCUGGAUCCGCUGGAACCGAGAGAAACUUGGUGGCUCAACCAGCCAUCCGGCUCCUUGGCUGUUUUGAUCUUUUUGGAUUUCCAUUCAAC